Molecule: messenger RNA, 834 nt
Organism: Aaosphaeria arxii CBS 175.79
Lineage: Eukaryota; Fungi; Ascomycota; Dothideomycetes; Pleosporales
Product: NmrA-like family protein
Exons: 4
Coding region: 1-834 (277 amino acids)
Source: RefSeq, a predicted model, not a curated record
AUGGCCUUCACAGUAGGAAUCGCCGGCGCUACAAGCCAAUUGGCCCUCUUAAUCGCAGCCAAAUUGCUUCAGAAUCCCUCCGUCCACAUCCGCGCCUUCUGCCGCAACCCCAGCAAACUCCCCCAGCAUAUCUCCUCCUCCACCCGCGUCACCAUCAUCCAGGGCGAAGCCACCGACCUCUCCGCCGUCCGCUCCUUCGUCCAAGGCUGCAACGUCGUCGCCUGUUGCUACCUCGGCCCAGACGACAUCAUGAUCGCCGGCCAAAAGCUCCUCAUCGACGCCUGCGAGGACGCCAACCACGUGAAGGCGUACUUAGGAACGAAGACGAGUGUGAAGGGGGUGCAUGUGCUUGUUGGGGCGUUCAUGGAGCAUUUCCUCGGGGAGUUCUUCGGUGUGGUCCAUGCGGAGGAGGGAAGGUUUACGUACUAUGGGACUGGAAAUGAGGUGUUUGAGGCGACGACUUCGGUGGAUAUUGCGGAGUUUGUGGCGGCUGUUGCGCUUGAUGAGGGUGCUGUUGGAAUGUUGGAAUUCCUCGGCGAUAGGAAGACACUUCGCCAGCUCGCUGAUGAGUUUGAAGAGGUGUACGGUACGAAGCCUGAGCUUGAAUGUCUGGGUACAUUGGAUGAUCUCAAGAAGAUUAUGCAAGAAGCAUAUCAGAAAGACCCUUCGGAUACAUUCGCGUGGGUGCCGCAGUUCUUCCAAUACUACUUCGCAAAUGGUCAGACGUAUCUCAAGGAUAAACUCGACAACUCCAGGUAUCCUGAGAUCAAGCCCGUCACUUUCAGGCAGUUGAUGCAGACUCGUGCGCCGGCUGAGCUGUCGAGGCUUCCAUAG